AAGAGCCCGUCUCCAGGGGCUCUGAGCCACUAGCUUAGCGUCAGCGUGACUCUGCAUCCAGUCCCCCCUGGGCUCCCUCGCCGGCCCCAGCCCACUCAGCUGCGGCAGCAUCGCGGGCAGUGAGUUUGGGGGCCGGGGGGAACCCAGGGCUCCUAUGCAUCAACCCCAAGUCCCGUUCCCCUGGCGAUGAGGCUUUUGCUAGGGCACCUCGGCAGUCUGGGUUGGAGGGAAGAGGAGGGAAGGAUUGAAGAGUCCCCCCCACCCCACCCCACCAGCUAGAAGCGGGCUGGGAGGCGACAGGGAAUGCCUGGAAGGAGACUGGAUUGCCAAGAGGUUGGGGACGCUGGGUGAAUGUGGCUUGGAGCAAGUGAGGCUCAGUGGGGCCUCCUGGGUCGCAGGAGGUAACCUGGUGCCCGGCCGUCCCCAGCCCUGGGGAUCGGGGCGGGGGAGACCAUGGCCCGCCUCUUCAGCCCCCGGCCGCCCCCCAGCGAAGACCUCUUCUACGAGACCUACUACAGCCUGAGCCAGCAGUACCCGCUGCUGCUACUGCUGCUGGUGAUCGUGCUCUGCGCGCUCCUGGCGCUGCUCGCCGUCGCCUGGGCCACCGGCAGGGAGCUGGCCUCAGACCCCAGCUUCCUGACCACCGUGCUGUGCGCGCUGGGCGGCUUCUUGUUGCUGCUGGGCCUCGCUUCCCGCGAGCAGCGACUGCAGCGCUGGACGCGUCCCCUGUCCGGCCUGGUGUGGGCCGCGCUGCUCGCGCUGGGCCACGGCUUCCUGUUCACCGAGGGUGUGGUGAGCGCCUGGGACCAGGUGUCCUUUUUUCUCUUCGUCAUCUUCACCGUGUAUGCCAUGCUGCCCUUGGGCAUGCGGGACGCUGUGGUCGCGGGCCUGGCCUCGUCGCUCUCGCAUCUGCUGGUCCUUGGGCUGUACCUUGGACCUCAGCCGGACUCCCGGCCUGCACUGCUACCGCAGCUGGCAGCAAACGCGGUGCUGUUCCUGAGCGGGAACGCGGUGGGAGCGUACCACAAGGCGCUGAUGGAGCGCGCGCUGCGCGCCACCUUCCGGGAGGCGCUCAGCUCCCUGCACUCGCGCCGGCGCCUGGACACCGAGAAGAAGCACCAGGAACACCUACUCCUGUCCAUCCUUCCUGCGUACCUGGCCCGAGAGAUGAAGGCAGAGAUCAUGGCACGGCUGCAGGCGGGACAGGGGUCACGGCCAGAGAGCACCAACAAUUUCCACAGCCUCUACGUCAAGAGGCACCAGGGAGUCAGCGUGUUGUAUGCUGACAUCGUUGGCUUCACGCGGCUGGCCAGUGAGUGCUCCCCUAAGGAACUGGUGCUCAUGCUCAACGAGCUCUUUGGCAAGUUCGACCAGAUCGCCAAGGAGCACGAAUGCAUGCGGAUCAAGAUCCUGGGGGACUGUUACUACUGUGUCUCUGGGCUGCCGCUCUCGCUGCCGGACCACGCCAUCAACUGCGUGCGCAUGGGGCUGGACAUGUGCCGAGCCAUCAGGAAACUGCGUGCAGCCACUGGAGUGGACAUCAACAUGCGCGUGGGCGUGCACUCUGGCAGCGUGCUCUGCGGAGUCAUUGGGCUGCAGAAGUGGCAGUAUGAUGUAUGGUCCCACGACGUCACACUGGCCAACCACAUGGAGGCAGGUGGCGUACCAGGACGAGUGCACAUCACAGGGGCCACCCUGGCCCUGCUGGCAGGGGCUUAUGCUGUGGAGGAUGCAGGCACGGAACACCGGGACCCAUACCUUCGGGAACUAGGGGAGCCAACCUACCUGGUCAUCGAUCCCCGGGCCAAGGAGGAGGAUGAGAAGGGCACUGCAGGAGGGUUGCUGUCCUCUCUUGAGGGCCCCAAGCUGCGCCCAUCACUACUGAUGACCCGCUACCUGGAGUCCUGGGGUGCCGCCAAGCCUUUUGCCCACCUGAGCCAUGUAGACAGCCCUGUGAGCACCUCCACCCCUCUCCCGGAGAAGGCCCUGGCUUCCUUCGGCCCCCAGUGGAGCCUGGACCGGGCCCGCAGCCCCCGGGGACUGGACGAUGAGCUGGACACUGGGGAUGCCAAGUUCUUCCAGGUCAUCGAACAGCUCAACUCUCAGAAACAGUGGAAGCAGUCGAAGGACUUCAACCCGCUGACACUGUACUUCAGAGAGAAGGAGAUGGAGAAAGAGUAUCGACUGUCUGCACUUCCUGCCUUCAAAUACUAUGCAGCCUGCACCUUCCUGGUUUUUCUCUCCAACUUCAUCAUCCAGAUGCUGGUGACAAACAGAGCACCUGACGAGGUGUGUCCUGAAAGGCCCCAAGAUGCUGCACUGGCUGCCUGCACUGUCUGGCCUGGUGGCCACACGACCAGGAUUGCGAGUAGCCCUGGGCACUGCCACCAUCCUCCUCGUCUUUGCCAUGGCCAUUACCAGCCUGUUCUUCUUCCCAGCAUCGUUGGACUGCCCUUUCCGGACUCGCAAUGUGUCCUCCAUGACCUUCAACCUCUCCUGGGAGCUCCCGGGGUCCCUGCCUCUCAUCAGCGUCCCGUACUCCAUGCACUGCUGCGUGCUGGGCUUCCUCUCCUGCUCCCUCUUCCUGCACAUGAGCUUCGAACUGAAGCUGCUGCUGCUCCUGCUCUGGCUGGUGGCCUCCUGCUCCAUCUUCCUGCACUCCCACGCCUGGCUGUCCGACUGCCUCAUCGCCCGCCUCUAUCUGGGCCCCUUGGACUCCAGAAUGAGUAUUACUGCCGCCUGGACUUCCUGUGGAAGAAGAAGCUGAGGCAGGAGCGGGAGGAGACAGAGACAAUGGAGAACCUGACUCGGCUGCUCUUGGAGAACGUGCUCCCUGCACACGUGGCCCCCCAGUUCAUUGGCCAGAACCGGCGCAACGAGGACCUCUACCACCAGUCCUACGAGUGUGUUUGUGUCCUCUUCGCCUCGGUCCCAGAGUUCAAGGAGUUUUACUCUGAAUCUGACAUCAACCAUGAGGGGCUAGAGUGUUUGCGGCUGCUCAAUGAGAUCAUUGCUGAUUUUGAUGAGCUGCUCUCCAAGCCCAAGUUCAGUGGAGUGGAGAAGAUCAAAACCAUCUGCAGCACCUACAUGGCAGCCACAGGCUUAAAUGCCACCUCGGGACAGGAUGCACAACAGGACGCUGAGCGCAGCUGCAGCCACCUUGGCACCAUGGUGGAAUUUGCGGUGGCCCUGGGGUCUAAGCUGGACAUCAUCAACAAGCACUCCUUCAACAACUUCCGCCUGCGUGUGGGGUUGAACCACGGACCAGUAGUGGCCGGAGUGAUUGGGGCCCAGAAACCACAAUAUGACAUUUGGGGCAACACAGUGAAUGUGGCCAGCCGCAUGGAGAGUACAGGAGUCCUUGGCAAGAUCCAAGUGACUGAGGAGACAGCCUGGGCCCUGCAGUCCCUGGGCUACACCUGCUCCAGGCGGGGUGUCAUCAAGGUCAAAGGCAAAGGGCAGCUCUGCACCUACUUCCUGAACACAGACUUGACACGAACUGGACCUCCCUCAGCCACCCUAGGCUGAGACCCCCAACCCCUCCAAGAUCCUCAAUAAAGAGAUGUCAGAAGUUGCUGA
Messenger RNA from Microcebus murinus (gray mouse lemur), 3579 nucleotides. The record is from RefSeq and is a predicted model, not a curated record. NCBI's taxonomy places the organism in Eukaryota, Metazoa, Chordata, Mammalia, Primates, Cheirogaleidae.